This is a messenger RNA of Cucumis melo (muskmelon), 1949 nucleotides long. RefSeq names its product putative F-box protein At3g21120. The transcript is spliced from 2 exons. The record is from RefSeq and is a predicted model, not a curated record. Gene Ontology annotation, molecular function: protein binding. Lineage: Eukaryota; Viridiplantae; Streptophyta; Magnoliopsida; Cucurbitales; Cucurbitaceae. The coding region runs from base 427 to 1575 and encodes 382 amino acids.
AGAGGAUAAUAAUAAUAGAAGAACAUAUGGGUUCGGUUCAAAAUCAUAAAUGACAUCUUGAACUUCUUCAUUCUUCAUGGAGAUUCUCUCCGAUUGUGAAUUUUGAUAUAGCAACAUGAUAUUUGGAUAACAUACUAAAAUUCUGAAAAGAAAUUAAAAUGCAUUUAGAUAAAAGAAUAAAAAUAAAAGUAUGAUUAGUUAGUUUUUGUUUGUUCUUCAAAAUCAAAAUAACAGAUUUUUCAUUUGGGACCCGCAUGGGGACCAUCCGUACAAACAAAUAAACCCUAAUAUCCGUACAAAAGGGAAAAGAAUCUGAAUUUCCCCAAUUUCUUUAUUAAUAAUUCCCUCAUUCAAUCUUGAUCGCAGCCACGCACCGCCGCGCCAAACCUCUGAUCCCAUCUUUGAUUCAUCUGCAGGUGGUCGAGGAUGGAGAAAAAGUGGAAAGGUGAGAUUAAGAAAUUAUCAAAUUCGGAGUUUCCACCUGAUAAUAUAAUUCAGGUAAUACUCUCGAAAGUCCCUUUAUUCAAUUUGACCAGUUGCAGGCUCGUUUGUAAAUCAUGGAACAAUCUUGUUUUAACUUGUAAGUUUGAUCCUUCACUCUUCAUUUCCCUUGCCUAUGAUUGUCCCUCUCGCACUCUCUAUUGUGUGGACUUCGAUCCUAUGUAUUCGGAAGGAAUGAAUAGUGUUGGUUCAUUUAGCUUCCAUCCUAAAUUUUCCACCAGUUCCAGUUCCAUCUCCAUUAUCAAUGCCUGCAACGGACUCCUUUCUCUUCUUAUCUCUAAAAGAAAACCAGGAUCUGUAUCUUAUGUUCUUGGCAUAUUAAACCCCAUGACAAACGAGUACUUCAAAUUUCCCGCUGAGAAAUCGAAAUCACAUUGUUGUUGUGGUAGACUAUAUAGCUACGGAUUAGGAUUCAAUCCUAAAAAAAAGCAGUACAAAAUAGCAAGAACCUCCUUUAGACCCGAUGAAUCCACUACCUUAGUAGAGAUUUUUGCGUUUGGUUCUAUUUACCAAGUUUGGACCUCUGUUGGGUUUUUGCCUUCUCUUGUCGUUGAAGACCAUGGCGUUUAUUUCAAUGGAGGCCUCUACUGGGUCGCAAACCAGCCGGACCCACAUGAUUCUUCUAUUAGUACCAUUUACCGUUUGGAUAUAGAAAAUGAGAAUCUAGAGAAAAUUUCAUGUCCCCAACAUCUCGGUGGUCAUUUUUUCUUUGGAGUUUUUGAUGGUACCCUCUAUCUAACUGUUUCCAAGAAUAACAAGUACCAGGUGUGGAAGAUGAAAGAUAAUUUUUCAUGGAUUAAAGCAUUUGUUAUAUCUAGUCCAAGAAAUUUGUGUCAUCCUGACCAUCCUCACCAACCUUGGGGAGUAUCUCAGCUCGAUCCCAUCAAAGCUUGUGAAGAUGGGAAGAUAUUGUGUCUUCUUGCGGGACUCCAUUUAAUACUGUAUGACCCCAAGACUAAGAGCGCGGAGAUAUUGACUGAUCAAAGUGUUAAAGUUGAGAAACAUCUUCAUGUUCAUCAUAUUGACUCCUUCAAUUUUAAUUCUCUCCCCAACAUUUUGGCAGGAAACAGUUGAAUGAUGAGAUUGUUAGCAUCAAAGGGGCUGUUCAAAAUGCAAUGGUGCUCCUUUGCUGAUUAUCGUUGGGGGAGAGUCUGUUUAGCUUGUUCAAAGUGCAUUGGUGUUGGCCCAAGAAAGCUUCCAAUGCCCUUCUACACUAACGGUCCUUAGUUAAAUGUUCAGACAAAAUCACAAAAAUCCUUUGGUCUAGUUCAAUCUUUGCCUUUUUUUGGUGCUUGUGAUUUGAAAGAAACUCUGGAACCUUUCAUGAUCAAGAAACUAGCCUGGAUUGGUUACUCUUUCUACUUCAACUUUGUCUUUUACCUCUAAAUUCUUUUGUAAUUACAACCUGAACCUAACUCAAAUUUAUACUAGUUGGGCUCUUUUCCUGA